AUGGCUUCAAGCAGAUGGUUCUUGUUGUUCUUCAUCUUUGAGACUCUGAUGCCGUCGCAUCAUGGCAUCAGACAAUGUUUAAGAGGCGUCUCAAUGAAUGUGAUCCUCCUGGACGACGAGGAGUCUCCCUGGAGCUUGAAGUUUGUCCGAGGACAAAUACUGAAGGCCCUGGAGUCCGAGUCCGUGCAAGAAAACGCUGACUACAUUAAAUUCAAUCUGACGGUGAAAUUUAGUGGCUUCAACACAACCUACUAUCGACGAAGGGGCUGCCACAGUACUGCGUGUGAAGGAGUGGCCGAGUUAAAAAAUCUUAUUCAUUCACAUAGCCUGGGCUGCGCCGUGCUGGGCCCCACGUGCACGUAUGCCACUUUCCCCUUGGUCGAUGCUGAGAAGGGACUCAAAUUAAGCACACCCAUCAUCUCAGCCGGCAGCUUUGGACCCUCCUGUGACGACACGCUCAACCUGCAGCGUCUCCUGCCACCCGCGCGCAAAAUCUCUGACUUUUUUGUCCACUUCUGGAGCCAAAAUAACACCAUCAAGCCGGCGUGGGAGACAGCAUAUGUGUACAAGAUUGCGCCUAGCACGGAGGAAUGCUCUUGGUAUAUAAAUGCACUGGAAGCAGCCACACACACGUUUGCUCAGAAGGUAAAAAGAACAAUGCUGCGCAAACCAGAAGACCUCAAAGAAGUCCUGUCGUCUCACAGGAACAGGGCAAGCAACUUGUUCAUCAUGUGCGGCUCAGUGAAGGAUGUUGUGGAGGUGAAGAAUCUUACAGCAGAAGCGGAUAGCAGUGAGAUUCUCUUCAUCCUUAUCGAUCUCUUCAAUGAUCAAUACCACAUCAACACGACGUCUCAUCCGUCCAUGAAGAAUGUGUUGGUACUCACCAUGCCCAACACCAGGAACUACACCAUCAAUUCAGAUCCGGAAAGCAACAACACAGUAAGGACGAAGCAUGAAGAGUCUUUUUACAGCACUAAUUUGUUUGUCAUCUUUGUGCAGAUGAACGACUACAUGGCUGCGUACCACGACUCAGUGUUGCUGGUCAGUCGGGUGAUGAGGGAAAUACUUGAGAAACCUCACUCAGGGGCUCAUCGGAUCCCAUAUGUUACUGUGAAUUACCUUAGGAACAUCUCAUUUAAUGGCAUCGCAGGGAACUAUCGGCUCGACGAGCACGGUGACAGAGAUGUGAAUCUUUCUAUCAUUUACACAAGUAAUGAGAACGAGUAUCACAUCUUAUUCGAGUUUGACACGGAGUACAGCUUGACCAUGCUGGUUGAGGACCACCCCUCCUUUGUCUGGGGGGCAAGACUUCCGAAUUUCAGGCCGGAUGAAGGUAAAGCGUCACUCGACAUCGUCGUCAUCAUCUUGGCUGUGAUGGUGGUGGUGGCGGCCAUCAUCGCUUUCAUCUUCUACAGACAGAACAGGAGAGAUCGUCUCCUGAGGAAACAGUGGUCCAUCUCCCAUAUCCCCUCUGACCUUGUCACCCUGCUGGAGGAAAACUCUCUCAACCAAGUCUAUCUGAAGAUUGAAGAGAGGAAAAAGGUUUAUAAAAUCCGCCGCGCACUCUACGAUAAGAAGAUUGUCAUCCUGAAGGAGCUCAAUCACUCUGAUGGAAACUUCAAUGAGACACAGAAAGUGGAACUUCACGCGCUCCUGCAAAUUGACUACUACAACCUCACUAAAUUCUACGGCACAGUGAAGUUCGAUCAGGGUGUGUUUGGGGUGUUUGAGUAUGGUGAACGGGGAUCGCUUCGGUAUGUACUGAAUGACAAGGUGUCCUAUCCAGAGGAGACGUUCAUGGACUGGGAGUUCAAGAUCUCCGUCAUGUAUGACAUUGCCAAGGGCAUGUCCUACCUCCAUGCCAGUGACAUCCAGGUGCAUGGACGCCUCAAGUCCACCAACUGCGUGAUGGACAACCGCAUGGUGGUGAAGAUCACAGAUUUUGGCUGCAACUCUUUUCUCAAGCCUGGCAGAGACUUUUGGACGGCACCCGAGCACUUAAGGAAAGAGGGCACCUCACAGAAGGGAGACAUAUACAGUUUCGCCAUCAUUGCUCAUGAGAUCGUUCUCAGGAAAUCGACCUUCUACACUGAAUGCUGCUCCAACCGUGCAGAAAAGUUAUCCAGGGUCAUCAUGUCCUACUUCAGACCUGAUCUGGACUUGUACACAGCUUCAGAUAAAGAACUUGAGGUAUACAUGUUGAUAAAAAGUUGUUGGGAGGAGGAUGCUGAUAAAAGACCAGAUUUCAAGAAGGUGGAAAGCUGUUUGGGGAAAAUCAUCAGUAAAAUUCACAACAAAGACAAUGAGAGCUACAUGGAUAACAUGAUACGUCGGCUGCAGAUGUAUUCCAAAAACCUGGAGCAUUUGGUGGGGGAGAGAACGGCACUUUAUAACAUGGAGAGGGACAGAGCGGACCGCCUCAACUUCAUGCUUCUGCCACGCCCUGUGGUGAAGAGCCUGAAGGAGUCGGGUGUAGUGGAGCCCGAACUGUACGACGAGGUCACCAUUUACUUCAGCGACAUUGUGGGCUUCACCACACUGUGCCAAUACAGCACGCCCAUGGAGGUGGUCGACAUGCUCAAUGACAUUUACAAGGGGUUUGACAGCAUCCUGGACCACCAUGAUGUCUACAAGGUGGAGACAAUAGGUGAUGCCUAUAUGGUGGCGUCUGGUCUACCGAACCGUAAUGGCAACAGGCAUGCGGUAGAUAUCUGCCGCAUGGCCUUGGACAUUUUGGCCUUCAUGGGUACCUUCCAGCUCCGACACCUGCCUGGCAUCCCUGUGUGGAUACGCAUCGGCGUCCACUCAGGUCUGUGUGCAGCAGGCGUGGUCGGAGUAAAAAUGCCCAGAUAUUGUUUAUUCGGAGACACGGUCAACACGGCGUCUCAAAUGGAGUCUACGGGACACCCCCUGCGGAUCCACGUCAGUCAGCCCACUAUAAAUAUCCUGACGAGGACAGACUUCAAGUUUGAAUACGAGUACAGAGGUGAAACUUAUCUAAAGGGUAAAGGAACAAAAACAACCUACUGGUUGACUGGUGAGACAGGCGCAGACUACGACCUCCCAACUCCACCCACAACGGAGAACUUCCAACGGCUCCAGCAGGACCUCGCCCACAUGAUCUUGGCAUGUCUGCAGCAGCGUUCCCGAGGGUCCAUGCGCCGAAAGAGGCCAUUUCUCAGUCAGAGUACGGGUGAGGACAAGGAACCAGAAACAGAAGUGGAUCCCCCAGAAUACUUGCAUCUGGCCACAGUGGAUAACACCCUGAGCACCUUCCUGUAGGACAAAUGUAGACAUCAUAAGGGAAAGACCUUCAGAUAUUUAUGUACAAAAUUGAUCGUUUUUAUUUCAGUUAUGCACUCACCAGACACGACCUUAGGUACACACACCUAUAGCCAUCCAUUUUCAAUUGCAUUUGUCCUCAUUAAGAUGACAAGUGAGCUGGAGUUUAUCCCAUCUGAUUUUGGGGGAAAGGCAGACGACACUCCGGACUGGUCACCAGCCAAUCACAGCAGUUUGCAUUCUCCUGCAACCUGGACAAGUGGCAUGUAAAGUGUGUGUGUUUGGGGAUGUGGUGGUAAAUGGAUGGAGAGAAGGAAUGAAUAGAUGAAAAGGAGUAUGGAGGAGCAAGGAAGAAAAAUAAUGGAUGAAAAUUUUCCAUUUCGUUUUAAAACAUUCU
Molecule: messenger RNA, 3679 nt
Organism: Phycodurus eques (leafy seadragon)
Lineage: Eukaryota; Metazoa; Chordata; Actinopteri; Syngnathiformes; Syngnathidae
Gene: gucy2cb
Product: guanylate cyclase 2Cb
Exons: 28
Coding region: 1-3282 (1093 amino acids)
Biological process (GO): protein phosphorylation; receptor guanylyl cyclase signaling pathway; cGMP biosynthetic process
Cellular component (GO): membrane
Molecular function (GO): peptide receptor activity; ATP binding; guanylate cyclase activity
Source: RefSeq, a predicted model, not a curated record